Molecule: messenger RNA, 2028 nt
Organism: Funneliformis mosseae
Lineage: Eukaryota; Fungi; Glomeromycota; Glomeromycetes; Glomerales; Glomeraceae
Source: the annotation of a GenBank genome assembly
AUGUCUGAAAAACCAUGGCGACUAAAUGUUGAUAUACCCACACCAUCACUUGGUACUCCCAAUUCAUCAACUUUGGAUGUUAAUUCAGUAAUAACUGAAAACGAUGAAUUAUCUUUAGGGAAAACUAUUACGAUUACGACGAGUCAACAUAACUUGAAACAAUUCUAUGGUAAUAUUGAAGAUGAUAAAGGAGAUGAAGAACCCCCAGUUACCUCUAAAGAAUUAAGAGGAUGGUAUAUGUAUAAUGCUGCGACUGAAGUUUAUAGCGUUGUUGCUAUAACGGUUUUUAUACCCAUCAUAUUAGAAAAUUUAGCGGGUGAGGCAGGGUUUCUGUUGGACCGCGUGACCCCUUGUGAUACCACCAUAAAAGAUUACAAAUGUGUUACGAGAUAUGGGACAGGGUUCGUUGAUACAGCAAGUUUUUCCUUAUAUACCAUAUCAAUAUCAGUACUUAUCCAAUGCCUGGUAUACAUUGGUUUUGGAUCGCUUGCUGACCAUGGAGAAAAUCAAAAAAAGUUACUUAUGUUGUUCUCAUAUAUUGGAGCAAUUUCAGUCAUCGCUUUCUUAUCAGUGGUCAAUUCAAGCCUGUACUGGUUAGCAGGACUUCUUACAAUCAUAUCUAACGUAUGCUUUGGAGCUGGAUUUGUAUUUUAUUUAGCGUACAUUCCGGUAUUCACGCGAGUACAUCCACGCGUCAUUGAAGCCAAAAGUUCAGGUGUAUCAAUACAGGAUUUAUCAAGGAUCGAAGAAGAAGUAGCAAAUAGAUUGUCAUCACAUUCAAUGGCGAUAGGAUAUGCGUCGGGGGUAUUGAUAUUAAUAAUAGCAGCAGCAAUUUCAUAUUUGAUGAAUGGAACUACUUACAGUCUUCAAGUAGGAACGGCGUUAGCUGGUGCAUGGUGGUUAAUGCUCUUAACAUUUCCAUUAAUUUGGUUACAAAGGAGAAAAAGUCCACCAUUACCAAAUGGAGAGAAUUUUUUAUUUUAUUCAUUCAAGAGAGUUGGUAAAACACUUCAGUCAACAAGACAGUUAUUUCAAACGAUAAAAUUUUUAAUAUCUUGGUUUAUACUAUCCGAUGGCUUUAAUACCAUAGCUUCGGUUGCAAUCCUAUUUGGGAAGAAGUCGCUUAAUAUCGGUAACACGGAAUUGUUGAUCGCCGCGGUGCUCAUUCCCAUCAGUGCAUUUGUCGGUGUUUAUACCUUUUUAUUUAUACAACAAAAAUUUGAAUUAUCAACAAGAACAAUGAUAUUAAUUUUAGGAACAUUACAUUCUCUAAUACCGAUUUAUGGAUUACUUGGAUUUGUGAGUCCUAUCGGAUUGAAAUUUACCGUAGAGAUUUAUAUAUUUGCAAUAUAUUUUGGAUUGGUAUUGGGAGCCCUACAAAGUUAUUGUCGUGUUUUGUUUGGAAGCAUGAUUCCGAAAGGACACGAGAAUGAAUUUUUCGGUUUAUAUGAAAUUACUGAUAAAGGAUCAAGUUGGAUUGGUCCUUUGGUGACAGGAUUUAUCGGCGAUUUAACUCAUGACUUAAGAUAUUGUUUUUGGUUUCUUCUCGUCAUGAUGAUCAUACCAUUACUUUUAAUAUACACUGUUAAUGUUGAACAAGCACUCUUGGGUGAUGAUAAAACAACGAUUAAUGAAGCAGAGGAAUCUCGAUUGGCAGAGAAAGCGAGACUUAUCGAACAUUAUAUCUACCGAGAUUCCAAUUUCACCGUCAAUAAACAUUAUAAAGACACAGCUCGUAGUAAGAUUUGGAAUUUAAAAGAUAAGAAGAAUCCUAAAUUACGGCGAAAUGUUGCUGAAGGUAUAAUUAGUGAAGAGUACUUUGCAAAAAUGGACGCGGAGGCGAUGGCUUCAAAAGAACGAAAACGUCAAAAUACAAUGAUUCGAAAGAAUUCGCUUGCGAGUUCAAUUGCUGUUGCCGAUUAUAAACCAGUACAAUAUUAUUCGGAUCCAAGUGAACCAAAGAUUACCCUUAGUGAUCGUGCUGGUAAUCGGGUUUGGAGUGGAACGGAUAUGGAUUCAACAAUAUGA